This is a messenger RNA of Micromonas pusilla CCMP1545, 1143 nucleotides long. RefSeq lists its product as uncharacterized. The record is from RefSeq and is a predicted model, not a curated record. Bases 1 to 1143 code for a protein of 380 amino acids. The transcript has 2 exons. NCBI's taxonomy places the organism in Eukaryota, Viridiplantae, Chlorophyta, Mamiellophyceae, Mamiellales, Mamiellaceae.
AUGGCGACGCGUCCGUCGCCAGAGGACGGCGCCGGGGACGCGCCCGUCCCUUCGACGUCGUCCUCGGCGUCUCGCGACCCCGGGACGACGCUAGCGAGGAGGAAGAAGCUCUCCAUCGACUACCUCCUCGAGGGCGAGAGCGUGAGGACCAAUCCGUACCUGCGCGCGUUCGCGUCGUCCGCGCUCUCGGAAACGAUGCGCGCGGACCCGAACUACAAGUCGUGGGCGAACAUCAACGGGAAGGUGCUCAGGAAAGAGAUCGCGGAGGCGUCCGCGGCCGCGGCGAGGGUCCCGGCCGCGAUCGCAAAAGCGCGCGACGGGGACGCGCGCGGGGACGGGGGCCGUCCCCGCGGCCGAAAGAACGCCCCCGCCGCGACGCCGACGCCGACGGCGCUCGACGCGACCGCGCGCGGGGACGGCGACGACGCCGGCGAUCCCCUCGGCGAUGGCGCCGGCGUCGUCAUCUUCGACCUGUGCUCCGGGAAAGGCUUCACGUCGCUCCUCCUCGCGCAUCGAUAUCCCAAGGCGAGGGUGUUCAUGGUCGACAAGUGCGCGAAGAUGAAUCUGAAACACUUGGACUCGCUGGCGGGCCGCGUGUCCUUCUCCGCCGCGGACCUGUACGCGCGCGACGUCGAGGUUCUCAUCCGCGACGCGCUCGCCGAGCACGGCGCGAAUGGGAGCUGCAUCGUGGGCGUGCACCUGUGCGGCGACCUGUCGCGCCGCGCGGUCGAGCUUUUCAUCGCGUGCGGUGUCGACGGAUUAGUUUUGUCGCCGUGUUGUCUCGUGCGGGAGUUGAACGCGGGGAAGCGGCCGCGCGGGAGGUUCGGGUACGGCGUCGCGUCGCUCGCGCGGCGGAGCAACGUGGACGCGUACAAGCUGUGGUGCGUGUUUUUGUUCAAUCACAUCAGGGUCGCGAUGGACGCGACGACGGGCGACGGCGGGGACGACGACGGCGUGGGGGGGGACGGCGCGGCGGCGGCGGCGGAGGCGGAGGCGGCGGCGGAGGCGGAGGCGGAGGCGGAGGCGCGCGGGGGACGACGGCGGCGGCGCGUGGACUUGAACUGGGACGAGGACAUGAUCAGCGAGAAGUGCGCGUUCUUGUGCGCGUCGCGCGGGAGCGUGCUGUGCGAGCCGUGCGCGUAG